Dermacentor albipictus is the source of this 4681-nucleotide messenger RNA. Its product is annotated as mucin-2-like. Lineage: Eukaryota; Metazoa; Arthropoda; Arachnida; Ixodida; Ixodidae. Gene Ontology annotation, cellular component: centriole. The record is from RefSeq and is a predicted model, not a curated record. Gene Ontology annotation, biological process: centrosome duplication; negative regulation of centriole elongation; ciliary basal body organization.
GCGAUGCAACGCUUGCGUCGUGUUUUGUGACUCGAGUUCAACCGCAGUUGUGUCACGUUGCUGAAUUGGGCGAGUGAGGUGCGCCGAAUGUGAUUGACAAUUGGCUGAAAACGACGAAGGAAGCAAAGCUGUUUUCCUUGCGCGGAGUCGGCAUCAAGAAGCUUGCGUGCAUGGAUGCAAAACAACAGCUUUUCUUUCAUCCCAGUUCACGCUUACUUCCUAAAACCAUCCGCAGCGUUGUGGUUGUGCGUCUGGCAGCGUUCGAAGCUACUACGGGCGGACGGCUGGUGACGCAGGUGAUUGACAGCUGUCAUGGCAGAAGCAACACAGCAGUGCUCGUACGUGUCCUGCAUCAAAAGCUUUGGCAGGCCCAUUUUGCCUCCUCUGAUGACCAAUGAGAAGCGGCUGCUUAUGAGGCAUUUCAAGGCACUCGCCUGCGAGAGGGAGGCAGCGCGUGCAAAGCGCAAGAGGGAAGCGUUUCUCCACACCUUGUGUGAGGCUGACCUCGAGCUGGACCACAGCGAGGACAGCAGCCUUGAUGUGGCGCACACCGCACCACCAUCUCUGGCAGCUGCGGACAGUGGGGCAUUUCUGACAUUGCCUGUUGUGACAGGGCUAGGAAGAGACGUGCGAUGGGCUGCGUCAGACACCCCCGAGACUGGUUCCUCGGCGACCUUGGUGCCCAGCAGCUCAGACUCGGAGGCCGGUGGCACCAGCACGGCAGACUCUGUAGGCAGCAGGCAUGAUGAGGUAGCAGGUCAUCAAAAGGAUGAGACCAGGCUGUCCCCAGAAAAGGAUUUAGUGCCUGGUAACCAAGUUGGACAAAUGGAGGUGCCCGUAACAUUGACAGAGGCAACACCAGCAAUGCCAACAGCAACUACACCGAAGCAGUACCUAGAGGCAGCACCUACAGCGAUGCCAAUGAUAAUGCCAAUGACACUGCUGGAGGUGACAACGGAGAUGACACUAACAAAACAGGUGGCACCGGCAACAACACCGAUAACGAUGCCAAUGACAAUGCCACCUAAAACACCAAUGAUGAUGCCAAUGACAGCACAAUUGGCAUCAGCUGCAACAUCAACAACGAUUCCAAUGACAAUACCUCCUAAAGAACCAGUGAUGACAGCGACAACACAAAUGACAUCAGCAUCAGCUGUGACAUCAACAACAAUGCCAAUAACAAUGCUGCCUAAAGAAUCAGCGAUGACAGCGACAACACAAGUGACAUCAGCAUCAGCUGUGACAUCAACAACGAUGCCACUGACGACGCUGCGUAAAGAACCAGUGAUGACAGCGACAACGCAAGUGACAUCAGCAUCAGCUGCGACAUCAACAGUGACGCCAAUGACAAUGCUGCCUAAAGAAUCGGUGAUGACAGUGACAACACAAGUGACAUCAGCAUCAGCUGCAGCUCCCACAACGAUGCCAAUGACAAUGCCACAUAAAACACCAGUGAUGACUGCAGUGGCAACACAAACAUCAGCCACAACACCAAUGACGACGCCAAUGAUAAUUUCACCAAAAAUGCCAAUGACAACACAAGGGACUUCAGCUGCAACACUAACAACAAUGGCAGUGACAACACCCCUUUCAUCGCCAAUCAGAGAGGAAUGCUUCUCAACCAAAGUGUCGGUGCCCUCACUGUGCCGAUCACGGUCAUUUGUUGUUGAGAGUCCGUCUCUGGCCCAGCUACUGCUGAGAGGACUGAAUCAAGAUGGUCGCAACAGGGUGAAUGGAACCGAUGCCAAGAUUGUUCAGCCAUGCAACUCCCCGACUAAGGAUUCAUUCUAUUUGAACCCUCGCAGCAGUGAGAGAAAUAUGUAUGCCGCAAGGGUGGGAGAACAAACUCGCAAAACAAAAGGCCUCACUAUUUCAAAAACUUUCAUCAAAGCUGAUCGUAAAGUGAACUGUUCAAGUGUUAUCUCACGGUCGACAGAUGACACUACUGAUGAAAGUAGUCACCGAUUAGGUGGUGAUGUCCAACCUCAGAGGAACUCUGUAUGUGAGCCAGCUGGAGAGCAACACGACCUUGCUUCUUGUCGCAGUGAUCCGGACAUUCAUGCACAUGCAGAUGAAAACACUGAAAACACUAGAGGAUCCCCUCCAAUUGUGAAGCCCACAGCUUUACGAGUGCCUGCAUCACCUGACAGAAUUGAACAAGCAUCAACCUUGCUGGGUAAAUGUCACAGUGUCGAUGCAUGCUUCAUUUCUCGUGUCUUCAGUGACACCCUAAAAAGUUUUGCCAAGACAAAUUAUCUUCCCACCCAUGAGACACCCGACGGCAGUUUCAACGUUCCUUUCGACAACUCGUCCAAAGUGACUGGACGUGUCGUGCCUUGGACUUCCUCUAUACUUGACGUGGUAGCUGUAGCCAAAGAUCCUGCUGCAUCUGUGAAAGACAGUGCUGCUGACAAUACUUUGCACAACAUACCUAAUGUGCCUGGGGAUGAUUCAGCAGAGGAAACUGUAGUAGAUGACGUGUUUACUGAUGCCCUCGAUGACAAAUGGGCUGAACUGUCGUCUGCUUCGUUGCCUGGAUUUUUUACCAAAGACAGUGCUGCGACUGCUUGUACCGUACCAAUGCUUGGCAAGACUUUUCUUAGCGACUGGGGCCGAGGUGAUGCUAGUUUUGUGCCAGCAUCACCAAGCUCCAACAAACACUCUAUCUGUUCCUCUAUUAGCAGCGUCCGCUCGUCGUUUGAUGCAGAACGUGAUGUCCUGGCACUUACUCUCAACUCUUCGGGUGAUGUUGAGGAGGAUGAAGAACAGUAUGAAGGUGUGGAUGAACAUCAUGAUGACCAAGCGAAUUCUUCUGCUGAACUGGAUGGAUGUUUAGAAAGUAGUGGAAGCUCAUUGGAUGAGUCAUCUGCAAGUUCUGGCAGUGAACACCUAAAGUCUCUUAAUCAGCGCAUGACGGCAGACGACAUGGUUGCUGCCCACGAGCUAAAGUUGCAGACUUUGUGCCAGACACUCGCACUGGACUACGCCAGGGUCAACCGGAGUGGCUUUUCAGUUUUGCGGGAAGAAGCUGUUUCCAUAGCAUUGAGAGGGGAGGAGAAAUCUUGUACAGAUGACGACACACCACUGGAAGUGCAGAGAGCAGGUUCAAUAUUGCCUCUGAGUGCAGAUGGCCACAGUCUUUGUGGCCACAGCCCUUGUAGCCGCAGCUCUUCUGACCACACAAGCCUACCGGCUGACCUGUCCAUGUUGAGGCACUCAGACGGGGACCACUCUCGAGUGGACUCGUCGCUGGCCAGCACAUCCAUCCACCUAGACUUGCUGUCGGAAACACGACAGUCCCUGCACCCCAGGUGGCGCCGGUGUUUUGACCGACUCACCGCCAUGGCUAGGGGCCACCUGACUCGGAGGCUGAUGAAGACGCAGCGUGUGCAGUCAAUCAUUCAGACCAUCAAGGACACCUUGGAGUGUGCAUUGCGUUUGCAUGGAGAGCCACACAUACGCAGUGGACUGGUGACUCCGCAGGAUGUCGAGCUGCACCAGAGGCUCAUCACGCAGCUCACGUCAGCGUGCUACGAGCUCCAUGAUGUGUUCUUCAACAUUCCGGUUGCCGAGAGGAUGCAGUUGAUUGCACAGCUGCGUUCACAGAAGGCUCGUCCACCUGUGCGAAUCACCAAGGGCUGCACGGAGCAGGCACCAAAGAAGAUCUCCUUGGCCACACAGAAGGUGCUCGAGAGACGGCUCUCCAAGCUGACUGGACAAGGCCAGAACCCGAAAGUGGAGGGCAAGCGACCGACAGCAGUGGUCCGAUCCCAUACCUUCGUUGCGGCCGCUCCAGCUGACACAUGUCACACGGCUGGAGCGGCACCCUCAGGGACCACUCGCAAGAUCUGUCGUCUACCAAUGUACAAAGUCUGAUGUUGAGUUGUCUUGAUCAUCCGCAGCCAGUUAUUUUUUCAGCUGCAGUGAUAUUUUCUCUUUGCUACGCCUUGCCAAAUGUGCCUUUCAGUUGUUUGAUGGCCAGGGGUUUGCAGCCAGGCUGCAAAGUUGAAUAGAGGACCAAAGAGUGCUCGCAUGGCAGAUCUUUGAUCAUCGGGACCAGUCAAUCAUGUGGCAGAUACUUUUAGCCUCACGCAGUAAAUAGCUCUUCAAUGUGAUCAUGAAAAUUUGCCUGUUUUAUAUCAUUCAAGUGUUAUGACUGAUUUCUGAGCCUUCUGCAUGUUGAGUAGUCUGUUAUAGCCUUAUGUGUGUUCAUUAGAGAUGUUUAAUGUUCUAGUAUUCCGGUAAUUGCAGGCGUUCUGGGCAUUUUGCCGGAUGUGUGGAGGCGUAGAAGUGAGUGAGUUGAGUGGUGCAGCCACCUUUUGCCACAGAGCUCAACUAGAGAGAAAGAGCUUGCAGUAACUAAGCAUGUUCUUUUGGGCUGCUGGUUUAAAUUUUCACAUUGGCAUUAUUGUGUCAUGAUUUGCUGCUGCCAGAAGUUUAUACCUGCAGCAAAGUAGAACACACUUGGUUGGUGCAUUAGAUCUGUGUUUGUCUGGUUUAGCUGUAUGCCACUAGGUAGAACCACCUGUCCAGCCGAUCACAACUGUGCCUCCUGCCCAUCUGGUGAAAUGCCCAAUCCACCUGCAUUUACCGGAAUACCGAGUAAGCUAAAACUAUCUGUUCUUUUUCUUCACGCUCACUUUUUUGAAGCUUUCUACUGAAUAAAAAUUUCAGACUGAAA